AAGCAGGACCACAAAGUAAAACUGUUGACAGCUUCCACUCCUCCCACCCCCAGCUCUUAUGUAGUUUCCAGUAUGUGUAGAAGGGCUCCAUUGGAGAUAGACAUUGAAGGUGUUUGGGACAUAUGCCCAAUUAAAGAUGGCUAGCUCAGGGUCAGAAAAAACUCCAUUUCCUCGACCCUAGGGAGGAAGUCAUUCCCUUCCCCAUGGAAGAAGAAAAGCCCUUUCAGGGCACUGGUAAGGGUGGGGCCAGAAUUGAAUCUGGACAGAAAUCUUCCCGGCGUUUCUUGAUUUCUAAUAUCCAGUUUUACUUCCUUUUCAUCUCUCCCUUGUCUUCUUACUCGCUCAUCCCUCUCAUCUCGCCUUUCUCAACUUCUGACUUACCUGCCCUAUUUUAUUUUGGUUUCACUUGUCCCGACCUCAGCUGUGCCCUCUCCUACCCUGCUUUCAAAAGCUAACCUGUAAGCCUCUCACCUGCUGGCUUACCUGUUCCUUCUCACUUUUCCAUCCUCAGUAGUGACUCACUUGUCCUCCCUUCUGUCUCAACUGAACUCUCCUGUGCCUUUUCAUUUGUAUAUCCUAAACUUCCCUAAUUUUAUCUGCUAACCUGCCGGACCCUCACCUGCCCCGCCCCCUCAGUCUCAUUUUCCUCCCAAAUGUCUGCAGGCUCUCCAGGUGCCGGGGCCUCGCCGGGAAAAGGGGGGAACUUCAAUCUAACCAGGAAAGAGCUAGGAGUUUUGAUGCAGAAAGGGCGGUGCCAUCUGAAAAUGGUGCCAAUAAAGAGACUGAAGCGGGGCAACCGAACCAAGGAGACCAGGGUGGGCGGGUGAAAUGGAAAGCAGGGUCGAUGAAGACGAGGGCGGGUCUAGUAAUGGAAAUGGGCUGAAGAGACUGCAGGGACAGUGGGAGACUGAAUCGGCCGCGUUCCCGGUCUCCCUAUCCUGACGGAAUUUGUAAGUCCCGAGGCCGCUGUCAUGACCCGUGUCCAUGAACAGACAAGAAAAGCCCGUGUUCUGAUUAACCCUUCCCUCGCCCCACCUCAUCCCGGAAGCGGAAGUGACGGAUACGGAACUAGCCUGUUGCCGAGGGGACGGGCCAGACAGAUGCCAACAUGGCAGCGGUUGGGUCUAGCGGUUCCACCGGGGCGGCUGGGCAAGGGACGGUCUCCGCGGGGUCGUUGGAGGCUGGGACCGUGAGUGCGGCUCACCGGCGCCUCAAAUACAUAUCCCUAGCCGUGCUGGUGGUCCAGAAUGCCUCCCUCAUCCUCAGCAUCCGCUACACCCGCACACUGCCUGGGGACCGCUUCUUUGCUACCACUGCUGUGGUCAUGGCCGAAGUGCUCAAAGGUCUCACCUGCCUGCUGCUGCUGUUCGCACAGAAGAGGGGUAACGUGAAGCACCUGGUCCUCUUCCUCCAUGAGGCUGUCCUGGUACAGUAUGUGGACACACUCAAGCUUGCAGUGCCCUCUCUCAUCUACACCUUGCAGAAUAACCUCCAGUAUGUUGCCAUCUCCAACCUGCCUGCUGCCACUUUCCAGGUGACAUACCAGCUGAAGAUCCUGACCACAGCCCUCGCCAUUGUCCAGGCACAGCAAGCUGGUGGUGGAGGCCCACGGCCACUGGAUCAGAACCCUGGGGUGGGCCUAGCAGCUGUCGUGGCCUCCUGUCUCUCUUCAGGCUUCGCAGGUGUCUACUUUGAGAAGAUCCUCAAAGGCAGCUCAGGCUCUGUGUGGCUGCGCAACCUGCAGCUGGGCCUCUUUGGCACGGCACUGGGCCUGGUGGGGCUCUGGUGGACUGAGGGCACCGCUGUGGCCCACCACGGCUUCUUUUUCGGAUACACACCUGCUGUCUGGGGUGUGGUGCUCAACCAGGCCUUUGGUGGGCUACUCGUGGCUGUUGUUGUCAAGUAUGCCGACAAUAUCCUCAAAGGCUUUGCUACCUCCCUGUCCAUCGUGCUGUCCACUGUUGCCUCCAUCCGCCUCUUUGGCUUCCACGUGGACCCAUUGUUUGCCCUUGGUGCUGGGCUGGUCAUCGGUGCCGUCUACCUCUACAGCCUUCCCCGAGGUGCAGCCAAAGCCAUAGCUUCCGCUUCCACCUCUGCCUCUGCCUCCGGGCCCUGCACUCACCAGCAGCCUCCGGGGCAGCCGCCACCACCACAGCUGUCUUCCCACCGUGGAGACCUCAGCACACAGCCCUUUCUGCCAAAGUUGCUCACCAAGGUGAAGGGUUCGUAGCUGCUGGGAUUGAAGAUGCUGGCCUGGUCUCGUUCUCCCUUCUUACCCUGGCCCAGCCAGGACCAAACGCUCUAAUCAGUAUUAGGGGUAGGGGGAGGCAGACACCAAUGCCCCUCUCUCUACCACCCUCCACAUACGCAGGGCUGACACAAC
This is a messenger RNA of Pteropus alecto (black flying fox), 2383 nucleotides long. It is a transcript of the gene SLC35A2, whose product is annotated as solute carrier family 35 member A2. Gene Ontology annotation, molecular function: UDP-galactose transmembrane transporter activity. The transcript has 6 exons. The record is from RefSeq and is a predicted model, not a curated record. Gene Ontology annotation, biological process: pyrimidine nucleotide-sugar transmembrane transport. Gene Ontology annotation, cellular component: Golgi membrane. Bases 1109 to 2230 code for a protein of 373 amino acids. NCBI's taxonomy places the organism in Eukaryota, Metazoa, Chordata, Mammalia, Chiroptera, Pteropodidae.